Fusarium fujikuroi IMI 58289 is the source of this 765-nucleotide messenger RNA. Its product is annotated as related to GNAT family acetyltransferase. Gene Ontology annotation, molecular function: acyltransferase activity, transferring groups other than amino-acyl groups. Lineage: Eukaryota; Fungi; Ascomycota; Sordariomycetes; Hypocreales; Nectriaceae. The record is from RefSeq and is a predicted model, not a curated record. The transcript has 2 exons. Bases 1 to 765 code for a protein of 254 amino acids.
AUGACUCUCAAACUCAUCGAGGUCGACACUGCUACUGAUUUCGAAGAGCUCAUCGCAUGUCAAUGGGAAUCUUACGAAAAUCCCCUCCAGCCAUUCUUUCGCAUGUUUUGUCCUCUCAAUGCUCCAACACACGCAGAAUCUCUCAAGGAGUCAGUAGCGCUUCAGCUCAAAUGGCACAGUGAAGACCCAACAAGCUACUGGGCAAAAGUGGUGAACGACGAUGGCAAAAUCGUGGGUGGUUGUUUAUGGAAGAUUUGUUCCGAGAAUCCGUUCGAUACAGAUGAGGAUCAUUCCUACGCUUAUUGGCAGCCGGAAGGGGAGAGACGAGAGUUUAUCACACAAGCUCUGAAACAAUUCGAUGCGCCUAGAGCGCGGAUGGGGGCUAGACCUCAAGUCUAUGUCAAUAUCGUCUUUACACAUCCAGACCAUCGUCGCCAAGGCGUGGCGAAUGUUAUUAUGAACUGGAGCAAGCAGAAGGCUGAUGAGAUGGGUGUUGAGCUAUGGCUUGAUGCGACAGAGCAGGGCGUGCCUGUUUAUGAGAAGCAUGGAUUCACUGUCGUCAAUGUCAACACCAUACAGCCUACCAAAGAGAAUCCCGGUGAAGAAUGGCAUAAGGUUAAGGAAGAAUUAGGUCCUAUGACGUUCAGACAAAUGUGGAGGCCUGCUGGUGGUGAUUAUCAAGAAGGAAAAACGGUCAAGCCCUGGGAGACUGUUGAGAUCAAGUCUGAGCCUGAGCUGGCGUAUGUAGAGUCUCAUGCAGCUUAG